AUGGUGGCUCAACGUCAAAAGGGGUCGCAGACUUCUACAGGUGGCUCUUCUCAAAAUAAGGCCUCGGAAUCUCACCAAGAGAAAAAGUACACCCAUUGGGAGGAGACAAACAUACUCAUGUUGGCUAUUUCGAGAAUAGGAGCAAAUCACUCAACAAAUCUUGUAAGUCCUGUUGUUCCAGCUACACCGGCUCAUGCAUCUGCCUCUAUAACCACGACAGGAGCGACUGACCAUAUGACAUUUGAUCCUAGAAAAAUUACCUCUCAUACAUCAUCUCCUCAAUCGGUGGUGUCUAAUGCUAAUGACAUCCUCGGUAGCAAGACGAUUGGUUGUGGUACUAAGAGGGACAAACUCUACUACUUGGACUUGGCACCUGAUCGUGAAGCCAAAGUCGGUCAGGCUUUCAAUAUGGGUGGGAGCUAG
This is a messenger RNA of Prunus armeniaca (apricot), 423 nucleotides long. Lineage: Eukaryota; Viridiplantae; Streptophyta; Magnoliopsida; Rosales; Rosaceae. The record is from the annotation of a GenBank genome assembly.